UUGCGUUGACUGCCCCAACGUGAACACGGCAAAACAAACUGGAUCUGUCAAAGGGAUAACAAGUGUUUCAUACAUUACAGGAAUUUAAAGAUGGAAAACAGCAGUGUUUUUAAUAUUGAUCAAUUAAUUCAAGCUGCUGAGUUUUUGGAUAGGAGAGAAAGAGAAGCUGAGCAUGGCUAUGCAUCGACUGCACCUAUGCCUGAAUUUUUAUCAAAUAAAAAGAAGUCGAAACCAAAGAAAUCUCAGGGAAAUCGAUCCACACACAACGAACUAGAGAAAAAUAGGCGAGCACAUUUGAGGUAUUGCUUGGAAAAAUUAAAAGACAUUGUCCCGGUUGGAAGUGAAUCCUCUAGACACACCACCUUGGGACUAUUAACGAAGGCGAAAAGUUUUAUCCGAAUGCUAGAGGAUAGAGAGAAAAAGAAUCAUUCUACGAAAGUGCAAUUGAAAAAAACACAGCAACAACUCCAGAAGAGAUUAGAGUCAUUAAUGCAGGGCCAGUAUCGUCGACAGGAACGCAGCAUCAGUGAGUGUAGCACUACCACCAACUCCACUACCUCCUCCAACUCCGAAUCCGAUGAAGUUGACAUCUUAGGGUAUGGAAGUUCACCAAGUGAUACCGAUGAAAGCUGUGGCAGCGACGGAUACUCCGUAGAUUCCAAACGACUAGUAUUAAACUCAUCUCCAUUUUCAGAGUCCCUAUGAAAAAGAAUGAAGUCUGCAUGUAUGAUAGAGAUGGAGAUGGAGGAUUUUUUCUUUUCAAUUUACAUUCAGAAACUGUGUAUGUCUGUGUAAAUAUAUGUGUAUGAAUGUUUUAUGUGUAGAAAAAAGAGUCAAGAUUUUUUUUUUGUUAAGAUCUGUUAUGUAUAGUGUAAAAAGGAGCGGAAUAUGUAUGCUGUUGAAGAGGGAGAUUAGUUUUAUUUCUGGUGUCAAGAAUUCAAAGAAAAAUACUUUAUGUAUUAACAAAGUCGUACUAAGCUUGCAUAUUUUGUGUAUAUUUCCUGUGUCGAAGCCAAAUAUUUUAUCAAACACUUUUUAUUUUUGCUGUGAAAAGAGUAUAGGACAACUUUCUAUGGAUUUUCCAAUAUACUUCUCAAAGCUAUAACUUCUUAGAUAAGCAGUCAAUUUUAUUGAACCAGUGGCAGUGACCUUGGAUUUGUGGACAUUCACUGUAUUGAAGACUGUAAACUGGACUAAUUAAUAAUACUCAUUUAUGUUUGUUAAUAAUUGGGAGUUAUGGGUUACACUUUAAUAAGCAUUGUAGCAGAGAUCUUGCCACUCUCUCUCUGGGAAUUUAGGACUUCUUUUUUGUUUUUGCACGUUCUUCUAUGAUUAUCAGGAAUACUAUCUACGCAAAAUGGUAGAAGCAUGAUUUGAGGAUAUUUCACUGCCUGAAAUACAAAUAAUUUAAGCAGUAAGUAUUCUGUACCAAAAUGACUUUGUUAAAUCUUCAGGGUUACAAUGUAUUUUUUAUUUUUUUUUUGCUGUUGUGCAAAUAUUGAUCUCAAUAAGAAAAACGCUGUCUUGUUGCUGAAUGAAAGAUUUUGUUUCCUGAAAUGGAAUUACGAUAUAUGGAACUCCGCACCAGGAGAAGGCAAACACAAGAAGUAAUUGUCCACUUUAGACUCUUCUAAUGUUUAACUUUCCGGUGUACCCAUUUGUUUUUAAAAAUGGAAAUUAGUAGGACUUAACAAGAUUUUUUCGUGUAAUUUAUUCUUUUCUGUGCUUGUUGAGUUUUACUUGUUUGGUUUACCUGUGCAAUUCAGUGUGGGUUUUUAUUCCAGAAAAAAAAAACUGAAGUGACAUUUACUGGAUUUUCUGUAAUAAAUAAUUUUUGCAAAAUCUGUUAAAAUUCCAAACUGGGAAGUAGUGGAAUUCAUUUUCCCCCAAGGCAGCAUAUGUAAGGUUUGCAAAAUAUUAAAAUAAAACAGAGGUCCUGUACUAUUUUACUGAUGAGAGAAUAAUAUAUUUAUGUAAAUGUAUUGCCUGUCCUAUUUGUAUAUAAAUAAUUUAUUUUUAUCUUGUAAAUUUAACUUAUUAACUACUUUUUAAAUGUUAUGGAAGGUCAUUUCUUCUGUACCUUUUAAAGAAUUUAGUGGAAAUGUUGGUUCACAAGAUGGGGGUUGCUGUGAACUGAAUAUUUUUUAAUUGCGAGUUUGAACGACAUUCUGUUUUGAAUUACUCAUUUCUGCUGAGGUAGUGACAAUCUUUUUUUUGUGAACCAAUAUUUCAAUGUAUCCUAAAAUUUUUACAAAGGAUACCAGAGGCUGUUUUCUGUGAUAAUAAUGAUGAAAGAUAUUAGAAAAUCCCUAUCUCUGUUCAUUUAUGAUAAACAAUAAUUGCCAAGUAUUGUCUUGAUGUAUAUAUAUAAAUGCAUAUGAAUCUACAGGAGUUUAAAUUUGAUUUGUUUUGAACAGAGUGAGAAAUGGUUUUUUUUCUUUGGGGGAUUGCUACUUAAUAAGCAAGUUUUUGUUUUGUUUGGUUUUUUUUUUUUUACAUUUUUUAAAAGAUGUCUGGAAAAAAAUCAAACUUGUUACUUGGUUGAUUUUAAUGUUAUUUCUUUUUAUAUCCUGUGCUUAAUGACAAAAUGGUAUUGGUGCACCAUGCCCCGUAUUUCUCCAAAAGAUCAUUGAUCUGCAAUUGUGAAGUGCUAGUAGCUAAGUUAAUAUUAAGCCUGAAAUCAAGUUGGUUAAAGUAACAAAUCUAUGAUCUUUGUCAUUCGUAACCCUUUAAAUACUUUGACAAUCAUACAGGUAACAAAAAAUCGGCUGAAUGAACGAAAAGAAAUGUUUGUACAUUUGUAUAUAUGGACAUUUAUCAGUAUACCAAAUCCAGAGUUGAUGAGGAUUUUCAGAAUGUGAAGGGGUUGUCUGUGUAAUAUGUUGGUAUAAGAAUAGAUAUAUUCUGCCAUAUAUAUAUAUACAUGUGUAUCUAUGUAGAGAAUUCCUUGCCAUUCCCGGUAAAAAAUACAAAAAAAUUCGUGUAAUCUCAAGGUAGACGUUUUGCUUCAGUUUUAUAUGCAGAGAUUGCGAGAUACUUGGUGCAAAGUGAACAAGCAUAUGUUGUGCGUACUUGUAGAGAAAUGUGAAUAUUAAGCUCGACACAUUAUUACCACCCAAGUCAUGUGAUGGCAAAUAUGGACAACAGAAAGGGAUUUAAAAAUCCCACAGUAUAUUUGGCUGUUAAUGUGUUGACAUCUUUUUAUUUUUUUUUUUUCAUCAUCUUUUUGAUAAAACAUGCAUGCAGACUUGGUGAGCAGCGGCCUGUUAGAUCUGCCGAAUUGGACAAAGAUUUUUGCAUAAAAUCUUGUUUUUUUAGAUUGUACUUGGAAAGGUGGAUCUAACAUGGGGAAACGAGUCAUUUUUUUUUUCUUUAUUGUGACAUCUGGAUUUAUUUACACAAAAAAACUGUAAAAAAAAAAAAAUGAUUGUUAUUACAUAGUUGAUGGACACUAGGUAAUAUUGUAUGUAUGUGAUAUAAACAUGAAUGAUCAAUGUGUAAGUUAGUUCAAAUCCAUAGAAAUCAUUGUGUAUACUUGUCAAGUUGUCCAUUAUUGUUUACCCCCAGAAAUGGGGAAUAAAAUUUUAUUAAAAUUUA
Molecule: messenger RNA, 3597 nt
Organism: Magallana angulata
Lineage: Eukaryota; Metazoa; Mollusca; Bivalvia; Ostreida; Ostreidae
Product: max dimerization protein 1-like
Exons: 6
Coding region: 91-705 (204 amino acids)
Biological process (GO): regulation of transcription by RNA polymerase II
Molecular function (GO): DNA-binding transcription factor activity, RNA polymerase II-specific; RNA polymerase II cis-regulatory region sequence-specific DNA binding; protein dimerization activity
Source: RefSeq, a predicted model, not a curated record